GUAUUGUAAUCUUUGCUCAGUCCAACGUGGUCCCUUCACCCGGGCUCCGCUCUUGCCUUCUCCACACUUGUUUGAUUUAUGAAGAAUCCAAGAUGAAUUUGGAGCAGGAGAGGCCAUUUGUCUGCAGUGCCCCGGGCUGCUCUCAGCGCUUCCCAACAGAGGACCAUCUGAUGAUUCAUAGGCACAAGCAUGAAAUGACUUUGAAGUUCCCCUCAAUAAAAACAGACAAUAUGUUAUCAGAUCAGACUCCGACCCCAACGAGAUUCCUGAAGAACUGCGAGGAGGUGGGGCUCUUCAAUGAGCUGGACUGCUCCCUCGAGCAUGAGUUCAGGAAGGCUCAGGAGGAGGAGAGCAGCAAGCGGAAUAUCUCGAUGCAUAACACAGUUGGUGGGGCCAUGGCGGGGCCCGGAGCUCACCAGCUUGGCAGCACCCGGAUGCCCAACCAUGACACCAGCGUUGUGAUUCAGCAAGCCAUGCCGUCACCCCAGUCCAGCUCUGUCAUCACACAGGCACCUUCCACCAACCGCCAGAUCGGGCCUGUCCCAGGCUCUCUAUCUUCUCUGCUACAUCUCCACAACAGACAGAGACAGCCCAUGCCAGCCUCCAUGCCUGGGACCCUACCCAACCCGACGAUGCCGGGAUCUUCCGCCGUCUUGAUGCCAAUGGAGAGACAGAUGUCAGUGAACUCCAACCUCCUGGGAAUGCAAGGUCCAAAUCUCAGCAACCCCUGUGCUUCUCCCCAGGUCCAGCCAAUGCAUUCAGAAGCCAAAAUGAGGUUGAAGGCCGCGUUGACUCACCACCCUGCUGCCAUGUCAAAUGGGACUAUGAGCACCAUGGGACACAUGAUGGAAAUGAUGGGCUCCCGGCAGGACCAGACACCGCACCAUCACAUGCACUCACACCCGCAUCAGCACCAGACACUGCCAGCCCAUCACCCAUACCCACACCAGCACCAGCACCCAGCACACCACCCUCACCCGCAGCCCCACCACCAGCAGAGCCACCCGCAUCAUCACUCCCACUCCCACCUCCACGCACACCCUGCACAUCACCAGACCUCGCCACACCCGCCCCUGCACUCCGGCAACCAAGCACAGCAGGUCUCACCAGCAACGCAACAGAUGCAGCCAACCCAGACAAUACAGCCACCCCAGCCCACAGGGGGGCGCCGGCGAAGGGUGGUGGACGAAGAUCCCGACGAGAGGCGGAGGAAAUUUCUGGAACGGAACCGGGCAGCUGCCACCCGCUGCAGACAGAAGAGGAAGGUCUGGGUGAUGUCACUGGAAAAGAAAGCAGAGGAACUCACCCAGACGAACAUGCAGCUUCAGAAUGAAGUGUCCAUGUUGAAAAAUGAGGUGGCACAGCUGAAACAGUUGUUGUUAACGCAUAAAGACUGUCCAAUAACAGCCAUGCAGAAAGAAUCACAAGGAUAUCUAAGUCCCGAAAACAGCCCUCCUGCCAGCCCCGUCCCAGCUUGCUCCCAGCAGCAGGUCAUCCAACAUAAUACCAUCACCACUUCCUCCGCCGUGAGCGAGGUGGUGGGGAGCUCCACUCUCAGUCAGCUUACGGCUCACAGAACAGACCUGAACCCCAUCCUUUAAAAUCUGCCUGUGGGUCAGACCUUGCCUCCAAGAAGAGCUGUCGCGUAUCAUGCGUCCUUUCUUUUAAGGGCAUUUUUGGAAUUAACUCCGACCUGGAAGACUCCUCAGCCCUCAAAGACUGGCUUUCAUUUUUAUAGUUACUAUGGAAACGUCGUCUUUUAUACUUAGUUAUAUAAGAAAAAAAGGGAGUUAUGCAAUUAAUUAAUCUAUCAGCUUGGGAAAUGCUUUGGUGCUUUUCUCCAAUUUUCUGGUACCAGUUAACUUGUUUAUAAACUGAACUCUUUCUGUAUAUAGACAUGGUUUCAUUCUUAUCAGUCCAACCCUUUGCCUGAAACAUUGACUCUUGUUAAACCGCAGCUUUUAGCCAAAAUGAGGCAUACCUAGAUGUCACGUAAACGGAUGCAAGGUAACUGGAUGGUGAGUCUGAUGACAUCAUAACACGUGUCAAGUUUGCGCUGUGAUGUCGCCAGAGUUCCAGAAAAACACAGAGCCUUUUCCAUAUUUUUUUUCUCUUCCUAUAAAAAAUUGUAAGAUCCGUUGAUGUCCACAUAAAACCACCAAGCAUCUUGCCCCUUCUCCUCCUCCUCUUGGUCCACUUCCUCGAAUUAUCCUCUAAUUUCCUCCAGUCUUCCUUUCCAUUUCCACUUUUUCCUGGGCUCCCUGUGUACUCUUCAUUUUUACUUUCUUCUGUUUUAUUUUCUCCCCUUUACCAUUGCAGGUAAAGAAGAAAGUAAUGCUUAAAGGGAAAAAAAAAAAGCAAAUCUCAAAAAUAUGGAUCUAGCCAUUGCUUUCCUUACGCGUGACCCACAGCUGGAGUUCAUUCACCUCUUGCUUUUUACAAAAUGGUAAGCAGGAGAUGUUUAAUGUGCCUGAUUUAAUGCUUUUAAUAAUCAGAGCAAAUAAAACGUGGCUUAGCCAUAGGUGAAGCACUGUUGAACGCCAGCUGUGGAGACACCGGGGAAGGGAGUCCCGUAAGCCUCGAUUGUGAUGGCCCAACUCAUGAUGCGGGUUAUAACGUCACACCCUCGAAUUACAACUGCUUUUAUAUGGCCUGUCCAUAAGGUUGAAAAUCCAUAUACUAUAUAAUAAUUCCGAAGGGCUGUAUUCACUACACAGAUUACAUUGUUCAAUCAUCAGCUGCUAAUAGACUAAGAUUUAUUUAUUUUUUUUUCUUAAGCCUAUGGAACUGGCUUUGCUGUUCUGGUGGGUGAACGUAGACGCACCACUGGAGGAACAAAGAGAGAAAGAAAACCGAAUGUUUCCAUAGCGGUGCUUUCAGCCCUCCCAGAACAGCCAGAGCCUUCUUUGGCUGCUGAAAGAAUCCCAUGGAUGUGGCUACUCUACUCUUCUGAAUAAUUCUGAUUUAUAGUUCCAACAACUUUCAUCAACUUGCCCAUUAUGGAAAACAGAUAGUCCCGAACCACAGUUGUGCCUCCUUGAAACAAGCCAUUCUACUGUGCUAAUAUUUUAAUAUCACAUCUUGCAAGUAACGGGGCGAACGUUUCCGUCUAGCAGUCUAGACAGGUGCUGGUGUUCCAUCUCCAUGUGAAUGCUUGACCUCCUCACACGAGAGUGAGUGAGUGGGUGUGUGUGUGUGUAUGUGUGUGCGUGUGCGCGUUUGUGGGAUUUAAAAUAAUAGUAUUUUACAAAAGGUGUAGCUUUUCUAAGAGUUCAGCAAAGGGAAAGACAUAUAUGGGUGUGUGUCUCUGUGUUUAUCUCUCACUAUAGCAUAAGAAUCUAUUUUGGAGAAAAAAAAUAUGAGGGUCGUGAAGCAUGAUUUUUAUAACUAGUUUCAGUUUUAUCUAAAAACUUACUUUUUGAAUCAGUAUUUAUCAGCAAUUUUUUUUUUAAUAUAUGCAGUGCUUUCAAAAGAAAGUUUUGAGUGUCCAGGGAAACUCAUGACUGGCUAUGUGGUCUAGAAAUCAAAACAAACACACACACACAAAACAAAACAAAAACAAAAACAAAAAAAAAGAAAAAAGAAAAAUGCAAAGGAUUUUCUAUUAUAUUUUAGACAAACAUAUCUUUUUUUAAGUAUUUUAAAUACUGAAUUCAUAGUUGUUCCGUUUUGCAUCCCAGCAGUAACAGCCGAAUGGUUGAACCUAAGGGGCUUCCUAAGAAAUAUUUAAGAUAUAUCUGUAUUCUGAUAUUAAAUUUAAUUUUUUCAAAACUCCUUUCUAGGACCACGUAUGUGACUUUCUAAAAAAGAAAAAGAGCUCAUUGAAAUGUUUGCUUGGGUGUUAAAUUCUUUUAUGUUUUUCUUAUUUUUUGCUAUAAGUAAACAAAAACUUUUCUUUACUGCAUGCAUAGCACUUAAUGAAAUGGAUUUUUAAAAAAUCCACUGGUAAUAUCAGAAUGUCCAGGGAGUGGGCUGUCACUUGAAUUAUGGUUUACUUUACUUCGGUUCCACCUCUUGAUUGAAUAUUUCGUUGUUACACUGAAAAGCCUCUGUAGUGAAGAACUUGCCUGAGUUUUCCUAAUUCAGCAACUUGACAGUUUGACUGAUGUGCAUUAUACAGAGCUCAAUUAUGUCUGUUUUUUAUGCUAAGUAGGCAAACCAACCACACACACACACACACACACGUUAGCAAACAGCCCUCAACGUAUAAUUAGAAUAAACUGUCUUCUUGUUUUACUUAGAGCCUUUAGGUAUGUUCAUUAGCAGUGUGGAAAUACACUCAAAUGGAAGACGCCAGCUUGUUGUCAGAGCGUCUUGAAACCCCGAACAGAAAGACUCAUUGGUCAAACCCAAUUGGGUUUAUCAAUAUUAAGCGUUUCACCGGAAGAAGGUCCAGCCUUCACCAGACCCUAGAAAAAUCAGUCGGCCUGAAAAUCCCUCCGUGCCCUCCAUUUUUUGCCAGUUGGGGAAAGCAUCUUUUUUCUGGCCCAUUCUCCUCUCCCACACAGUUCCUGGGUCAUCCACCUAUAUCUUCACGGAUCCAUUGGAAUGACCUUCAGAGCACCCAUCCUGCGGAGGGAAGGGCCCUGCAACACUGCCUCUCCUCAUUCAUGUGUGGGUUUUUUUAUUGGCAGCAUCUGCCUUUGAAGUCACUGCCAGCCUGCCUGAAAAUUUCUACAGUGCUUCCCCUGCCUUAUGUGAUGGGAUUUGACUUACAUAGGUACCCCUGAUGGCGUUUCUACCAGCUGAUCCUGAAUUGAGGCGUCCACAUCUUAUUUCUUCUUAAGACAUUUCCCAACAUAUGAUGCCAGGACAGGUGGAGUGAUAUCCUAGCCAUGGAUGAACGUACUCAUUCUAAAGCCUGUGUUAAGCUGAUGUUUCCCUUCACACCCGACUCAUCCCCCCACCCCACCUUCGCAUCAGUGUGCGCGAGGCCCCGCAGUAACGUGGCCCCCCGGGAGAUAGCAGUUUGUGCCAUAUCACUGAAUGAACUGUGCUCAUUAGGGUGACUGAGUUGGAGCACAUGCCCUUUGGAGCCUUAUCUGGUCAAAGAAAUCCAGGGCAGCGCAUGUUCUGAACAGAGGGGCAGAGGGGGUGAGGGUUCAGGUUCUUUGCUUGCCCGUUAAGUAAAUUUCAGUGCGUCAGUUGAGUUUGCCAUUAAAAUCUGAAACCAGCUGCGGUGAAAGACCAGCCUUUGGCUGCGGAGUUUGAAGCAUCAGUAACUGCUCUCAAACCAGCCAUCCAGUGAGGGUAGAAUGUGCUUCUUUCUGGUUAAUAAAAACCAUCUAAGAAAAUAUAUAUGUAUGUAUGUGUGUGUGUGUAUACAGUGGAAUUCAAGGACCAAAGCAAAAUUUGAACAGGAAUCUAUUAAUUUAGAAUUUUAUAAGAUAUUUAUUAAUAAAUGUUAUUUUAAAACAUUCCAUUUGAACAGUAUUCUUCUGUAGGAUUUACUUGUUUUUAAAGUAUUAGUUCAUAAUAAACUACGCUGGUUGUGUAUCUUCAUUUUUCAGGGUUUCAAAUAGCUAUUCUCCAUCCUUUGGUGGAAGUGUUUUGCUUAGAUCUCUGUGCAUAGAAAUUUCCAGGAUUUUUAUUGCUCUGUGAGUUAUGUUUUAAUCUAUGUUCUGAACAGUUUUUUUUAAACAUUUAUUUCUUCUUCUUUUUUUUUUAAUUUUUAAAGUAAGCUCUUUAGGAAGCAGAGUUCAGCUAAAGGGAAUCAGUAACUAUAACUGGAACAGCUUUCUUGUAAAAGCGUAGAAACAACUUCAUCUCUGCUUCUCUGCACCCCACCCCAAUUUCCUAGAAUGCCUUGCACUAUUCAGCUUCCUUAGUGCUCUUUUUGUCCCGUCCCAAACAAUGUGCUGUAGCUUUAAGCCAUUCAAGUUCCAUUAUGCAGUAUAUCUGAGAAGGAAAAGGAAGCAACCCAUUUAAAUUUGAAUAAAACUGUGCCUAUGCGAACAGUAGCAAUUUAGAGCCUCUCUUCUGCUUUUAAAAUAAUUUAUAUUUUAAAAUUGCACUUUAGCUUUUUUGAUCCCUUUCUGUUUCUCUUGCUCUCUCUCUCAAAGCCCCUCCCUGUCCUCAGACUCGCCUUCUGCUCGCCCCUUUCCAACUCCCCACCCUUCCCCUCAGGCUCUGAGCUGCAUCAUUUAAAAUACUUUACAGAAUAUUUGCACCAGGUACGUGCGUUCCUUAGUAUCCUAGCAAAGACAUGUUCCUCACAUCAGCCCAGAUAAAGCCUGCUACGAGAAAACCAAGGAGAAGAGCCAGUUUAUACUCUUUAACCCUUUAUUCAUAGCAUGUUUUUUUUAAAUGUUAUAUUAUGCAACAGAUGUGAGGCAGCCACUAAGCUACACUUAAGAAUUUUCUAUCUCAUCCUCCAAACCAAAGUGUCCUGAAUGAGCCAGGAGACUUACUCUUUUGUGCACCAUGGUGCAUGUGGACUGUUGUCCCAGCCAUCGUCUCUCGGAGGCUGCUGAGAUGACAGUGGCCCUCUCUAUUUCAUUCCUGGGUCUCAAAAAUACAGUGUUGCCUUGUGAUGUAAUUAGGGACAGCACCUCUAUUUUACAAUGAUAAUCUGAGAAAGGACAAGAAGACACUGAAGCAAUAAACUCACCAGUAAAAUUCAAUACCAAAACAAAGAAAUGAAAAACAAAAACGAAAGCCCUAGCUCAUCAUGUUAUGAAAAUGAAAAAGUGUAUGUCCGCUCAAAAUAGUUUCCUAUUUCUGGUGGAGUUUUUCAGUGAUGUAAUGCUUAUAGCCAAAUUGCUUAAAGAGUGUUUAUAUAUUUUUUUCCUUAUAAAUUGUCUAUUUUAAAAAAAAAAAAAAAAGAAGAAACUACUUACCACAAGUUGAAGAGGGGGGUAAGGCCAAAUUGCCAGCAUUCGUUAAAAGAUUCAUAUUCCUAAGUGGCACUCUGAUACGUUUCCAAGCUUAUCAUCAGAGGGGAAUCAGUAACGAUCAGCCAUUGUAUUUCGACCAACUUAUAAUAUGUAGCUCAUUAGAAACGAGGACUUAGAAAGCUCUUCAUAAGCCAUUUAGGAUUUCUUAACAUUGAGUUUCAUAUUCUAGAACUCUUUAGGAUUUUUUAUAAAAGAGAAUCAUCUUAGCCUCAGGACUGAGAAUGUGGAACCUGAAUAAAUUAGCUUUAAGUAUAUCAUUAAAAUCUUAUGCACAAUAAGCUCAUUAGAUGCUAGUUGGCUCCUUUAGAGUACCAAUGCCAGUGAUGAGAUAAUGGAAGGUAUCAGCAGUGCUGCAGUGGAGGGGGUUUCGGAGAAGGGACCCUUCCCAACCAGCCAGCCAGCCAGCGGAAGAGAAGACCCACUCACCCUCUUUCCUUCUAUGUUCUGCUAAAUCACACUUGCCUCAGAGAGAGGAGUUCUGCCUUUGAGGAUUGUCUUAGAGAAAUGAUAAGCUUGAAAUGUUCUCCCUGGAGAGGACAUGGGGUUUGGGAUCUUCUGAAAAGGCCCAGAAAAAUGGCUCCGUUCAAACACAAUGUUCUAGGACAAUUGGAAUAUAAAUAUUGUCCAAAACUAGAACUUAAAAAAAAAAAAAGUUUAAACUUGUGCAAAGUAAGUGCUAACUAAGGAAGUCCCAAAAAAAAAAAAAAAAGGUGCUGUCACUUUAAGUUCUGGACUGGGGGGUUGUUUGUAAUUGUAAACAGCAAAGCAUUUAUGUUUGUCUGUCUAUUUGUAAAGCAACCACCUUCCUUACUGGAAGGAGAAAAAAAAAUUGGGGGUACAUACAUGUAAAUACUUGCUGCAGCAUUUAAUAUGUUCAGUUUUAUGUUAAGCUUUUUGUUGCAUCGUGAACACAUUUAUUGUUACCAAUGGACAAUGAGUUCAUUAAGACUGUUCAACUAGGUCAGAUUUUUACAUCUCUUUCGAGCAAGAGGAGACAAGAUUUUGUGCAUUUGUACAAAUGUUAAUAAUAUCACUGCAAUUCCAAUAUAAUAAAGCACUCAAAUGCAAAUAA
Molecule: messenger RNA, 7968 nt
Organism: Ailuropoda melanoleuca (giant panda)
Lineage: Eukaryota; Metazoa; Chordata; Mammalia; Carnivora; Ursidae
Gene: CREB5
Product: cAMP responsive element binding protein 5
Exons: 11
Coding region: 93-1601 (502 amino acids)
Biological process (GO): regulation of DNA-templated transcription
Molecular function (GO): DNA-binding transcription factor activity
Source: RefSeq, a predicted model, not a curated record